Phalacrocorax carbo (great cormorant) is the source of this 2721-nucleotide messenger RNA. NCBI's taxonomy places the organism in Eukaryota, Metazoa, Chordata, Aves, Suliformes, Phalacrocoracidae. The record is from RefSeq and is a predicted model, not a curated record.
CCCCCCGUGCCCCCCCCCCCCCGGGUUUCCCCGCCCCGUCCCGCUCCGGCGGGGCUCCGCCGCCCGCCCGUCCCGCCGCCCGCCCGGCGCGGCCCGCCCGCCGCCCGCCAUGCUCUCCGGGGCGCCGCCGCCGCCCGCCGGCUUCCCCAGCCCGCCGCCGCCCCAGCCGCCGCCGCCGCCGCCGCCCGCCGCCCCCCCCCACGGGCCGCCGCCGCCGUUCCCGGUGAAGGGCGGCCUGCAGAUCCGGAAGAAUGCCAUCACGGACGACUACAAGGUCACCACGCAAGUGCUGGGGCUGGGCAUCAACGGGAAAGUUUUGGAGAUCUUCAGUAAGAAGAGCGGGGAGAAGUUCGCUCUCAAGAUGCUGCAGGACUGCCCGAAGGCCCGCAGGGAAGUGGAGCUGCACUGGAGGGCAUCGCAGUGCGCGCACAUCGUCCGCAUCAUGGACGUCUACGAGAACCUCUACCAGGGGAGGAAGUGUCUGCUCAUCGUCAUGGAGUGCUUGGACGGCGGGGAGCUCUUCAGCCGAAUUCAAGACAGGGGAGACCAGGCCUUCACAGAACGAGAGGCUUCAGAGAUAAUGAAGAGCAUUGGGGAAGCCAUCCAGUACCUGCACUCGAUCAACAUCGCACACCGGGACGUGAAGCCGGAAAACCUCUUGUACACCUCCAAAAGGCCCAAUGCUGUGCUAAAACUCACGGACUUUGGCUUUGCUAAAGAAACCACCACGCACAAUUCCUUGGCCACUCCGUGCUACACGCCGUACUACGUGGCCCCGGAGGUGCUGGGCCCGGAGAAGUACGACAAGUCCUGUGACAUGUGGUCCCUCGGCGUCAUCAUGUACAUUCUGCUAUGCGGGUACCCCCCCUUCUACUCCAACCACGGCCUGGCCAUCUCGCCCGGCAUGAAGAAGCGAAUCCGAAUGGGCCAGUAUGAGUUUCCCAACCCCGAAUGGUCUGAAGUGUCAGAGGAAGUUAAGCAGCUGAUCCGCAACCUGCUGAAGACGGAUCCGACCCAGCGCAUGACGAUAACGGAGUUCAUGAACCACCCCUGGAUCAUGCAAUCCAUGCAGGUGCCCCAGACCCCGCUGCACACCAGCCGCGUGCUGAAAGAGGAGAAGGAUCUGUGGGAGGAUGUGAAGGAGGAGAUGACGAGCGCGCUGGCCACCAUGCGAGUGGACUACGAACAAAUCAAGAUUAAGAAAAUUGAAGAUUCCUCAAAUCCUUUGCUGAUGAAGAGGCGAAAGAAAGCAAACCCCACCGAGCCCGCCGCGCUCCCCCACUGAGGGUGCCCCAUGCUCGCCGGCCCUUGAGAAAGCAAUAACUAUAUAUAUAUAUUUUUUAAGAAAAAAAAAGACAAAAAGAGACAGACUGUUAUAUCAAGCGCAUGGAAUUCAGACAUUUAUACCAGACUAGUUAUUUUUAGCUACUCACCUGUGUUUCUGACCUUUCCGGAGCAGGCGGUAAGAUUCCCCCGUCAGAUCCACACACGGCGGCCGGGGGUUUUGUCCUGUAGGUGAACGCUGCCAAAAAUUGGAUUAUUUUUUUUUUUUUAAUUUUGUGAAACAGUUUUUAUUUUUAUUAUUUUCUUUUCCUUCCUUCCCAAAACAUGGAAAUUCCUGUGGUCACCUUUUUAGGGUAUAUAACAUAUAAAUAUUUUUUAAAAACUACUGUAGAGCUGAAAACCAGACAGCGCGUUCCCUGCGUGGAUGCUGGCUAGAGAUGGGCUUCGGGCUUGGGAGUGGCUCAGGGGGGCGGAGAGGGAGAGCUGCCUUCUCUCCCGUCCCACUGCGCGUGGCAGGGCUGGCGUGGGGGGUCCCCACGGAUGCUGUGCUGCUUUGCUGGCCUGAAAAACUGCUGCUUUUAAAGCACGGUAGCCAAAAACGCCCCCAAAGCCCUCCCUGACCUGGAAGCCUUGACUCUACCCGGCGGCACGCAGGGCUCCCCGCGAGCGCCGUCUGUGUUGCUGUCUGUCUGUGCGUGGGGUGUGUGUCGUGUCCGUGGGCGCGGAGCUGCGCGUGGCUCCCCCCGCCGUGGCCGCUGCAGCCUGUACCUGUGCCUGGAAUCCAGUUCUGACCUCAGGGGUGGAUGGGGGUGGACGGGGCCGAGGUGCGAGCAGGAGGCCAGGGCCCCCCGCGUCCCCCCGCCCCGCGGGAACGUGGGGCAAAGAUGCUCCCCCGCUGCCUCUGCCCGCUCCCGCAGCCCCCAGCUCCGGGGAAGAUGCUGUCCUGGGGGUCCCCGGGGAAAAAGUGAGUGAUGUGGGGAGGGGGUGGGGAUGCCAUGGGGCUGUAGCUUGGGCUGGGAUGACAGCACUGCCCCCUCCCUGGCUGGGGCUGGGGGUCCCGCUGCCCCCCCAGUGUGGGUCCUGCCAGGAGGCUGCUCCUGUCGCCGGCUCCCCAGGGACUGGGAGCGAUCCUCUGCUCCCGGGAGCAGGAUGGCUGCUCUGAAGCGUUUAGUACAUGAAUUAUUAUUAUUAUUAUUAUUAUUUGUCACAAUGUUUCACCGUGUUAAAUGUGUUCGAAUGGGGAAAAAAAAUUUUUUAAGGCAAUGUUUAGUUUUUAGGUGAUCUUUUAGACACUGUAUGGAAUUAAUUGUUUUAAAAACUGGUUUUAUUCUUUUUUUUUCUUUUUUUUUUUUCCCAUCUUUCCCCCUGUCUGUUGGCUUAUACUAAUCUUCCCGGUCUGCUCUUCAGUCCUUUGGAUUAAAGACACUUAAUGCGUCA